AUGCCGCACCAUGUACAUAUAAGUUUAUAUAUUAGAAAACCGCUAGAAAGGCUAGCGGUGGCUUUGGAAUCAGCGAUAGACCCGCCGAUUCCGGUAUGCCAAAAUCGGCUCCAGUUCUCAAUGGACAGGCAGGUGUAUCUAACCAAAGCUGAGAAAUCCGAAAGGUUUUAUGAUUAUUGGAUAUGUGGAGGUGCUAUAGUAAGUAAACUGCAUAUCAUUACCUCUGCUGCGUGCGUGCAAGACGUCGAGUAUAUGUAUGCUGUAUCCGGAUAUAAGAAAUAUGUGCCCAAUGAUCUGAUGGAUAAUGACUCAUGUUGCAAACACACGAAGAAAAAAGUUGUAUACACUUGUGUGCCGAAAGCUUACGAAUUUGAUUAUGCUAAAAUAGAAAAAUGGGCGUAUAUCGAUAUUGCGGUGGUCAAAGUUGAAUCCGAAUUCAAUUUUGAUGGUGAAAAGUUUAAGUAUUGCACCUAUAAACCUAAAGCUAUAGAAAUAAAUUUCGAUCCUAAAUAUCAGGAGCCUAAUAGGGACUCUAUUGUGUUUGGUUGGGGACACGCCGAGAAAUGGAGAAAGAAUGACCACGGUGGUUCUCUGGUGACAUGGGUGGGCACCAGAGAGGUGCUUAUUGGCGUGGCGUCUGUAUUCAGAGUGACCAGUGAUUCUAAUUGUGCCGGACCAUACUUGUACACCAGUACCCAAUGCAACGGCAUUUUCUUAGACUGUAUGAUAAAUGCCAAUGAAGUCAAAUCAAGAAAAGCUAUAUGCGAUAAGCCACCAAUAGAAAAGGGAUUCGACACAAUAGAAAGACACAUAUCUUGGAAGAACCAUCCGGACGGGUAA
Diatraea saccharalis (sugarcane borer) is the source of this 840-nucleotide messenger RNA. The record is from the annotation of a GenBank genome assembly. Lineage: Eukaryota; Metazoa; Arthropoda; Insecta; Lepidoptera; Crambidae.